Galeopterus variegatus (Sunda flying lemur) is the source of this 1938-nucleotide messenger RNA. RefSeq names its product keratin, type II cytoskeletal 2 oral-like. Gene Ontology annotation, biological process: intermediate filament organization; keratinization. Gene Ontology annotation, cellular component: keratin filament. The transcript has 11 exons. Gene Ontology annotation, molecular function: structural constituent of skin epidermis. Bases 1 to 1938 code for a protein of 645 amino acids. Lineage: Eukaryota; Metazoa; Chordata; Mammalia; Dermoptera; Cynocephalidae. The record is from RefSeq and is a predicted model, not a curated record.
AUGAACAGACAAGUCUGCAAGACAUCUGGUGGCGGGAGCCAGGGCUUCUCCGGCCGCUCUGCUGUGGUCUCUGGCAACAGCAGGAUGAGCUGUGUGGCCCGCUCUGGGGGAGCCAGUGGAGGGGCCUGUGGGUUCCGGAGUGGGGCAGGUGGCUUUGGCAGUCGCAGCCUCUACAACCUGGGUGGCAACAAGAGCAUCUCCAUCAGCGUGGCAGCUGGAGGCCUUGGUGGAGGGCGUAGCAGCUGUGGCAGUGGCUUUGGGGGCAGCUAUGGAGGUGGCUUUGGUGGUGGCUAUGGAGGUGGCUUUGGUGGUAGCUUUGGUGGUGGCAGAGGAAUGGGAGGUGGCUUUGGGGGAGCUGGUGGCUUUGGGGGAGCUGGUGGCUUUGGAGGGGCUGGUAGCUUUGGUGGGCUUGGUGGAUUUGGCCCUGGUGGUUUUGGUCCUGGUGGCUUCCCUGGGGGAAUCCAGGAAGUGACUGUCAAUCAGAGCCUCCUGCAGCCUCUCAAUGUGGAGAUCGACCCCCAGAUUGGGCAAGUAAAGGCCCAGGAGAGGGAGCAGAUCAAGACACUCAACAACAAGUUUGCUUCCUUCAUCGACAAGGUGCGAUUCCUGGAGCAACAGAACAAGGUCCUGGAGACCAAGUGGAACCUGCUUCAGCAGCAGGGCACAAAUUCCAUCACAGGCACCAACAACCUUGAGCCUCUUUUUGAGAACCACAUCAACCACCUACGGAGCUACCUGGACAGCAUCCUUGGAGAGAGAGGCCGCCUGGACUCAGAGCUGAGGAACAUGCAGGACCUGGUGGAGGACUUCAAGAGGAAAUAUGAGGAUGAAAUCAAUAAACGUACAGCUGCUGAGAAUGAAUUUGUGACCCUGAAGAAGGAUGUGGAUGCUGCCUACAUGAACAAGGUGGAGCUUCAGGCCAGGGUGGACACCCUGAUGGAUGAGAUCAACUUCAUGCGGACCCUCUAUGAUGCGAGCCACAUAAGCGACACAUCUGUGGUGCUGUCCAUGGACAACAACCGCAACCUGGACCUGGACAGCAUCAUUGCUGAGGUCAAGGCCCAGUAUGAGGAUAUCGCCCAGAGGAGCAAGGCCGAGGCUGAGGCACUGUACCAGACCAAGUUGGGAGAGCUGCAGACCACAGCCGGCAGACAUGGGGAUGACCUGAGGAGUACCAAGAGUGAGAUCACGGAGCUCAACAGAAUGAUCCAGAGGCUGCGGGCUGAGAUUGAGAAUGUCAAGAAGCAGAAUGGCAACCUGCAGACAGCCAUCGCGGAAGCUGAGCAGCGUGGGGAGAUGGCACUCAAGGAUGCUAAUGCCAAACUCCAAGAGCUGAAGGCUGCCCUACAGCAGGCCAAGGAUGACCUGGCCCGCCUGCUGCGUGACUACCAAGAGCUGAUGAAUGUCAAGCUGGCUCUGGAUGUGGAGAUUGCCACCUACAGGAAGCUGCUGGAGGGCGAGGAAUGCAGGAUGUCUGGAGAGUGCCAGAAGUGCUCGGUUGUCAGCAAUGUCACCAGCACAAGCAGCAGCUCCAGUGGUGGCCGUGGAGACUUCAGAGGGGUCAGUGGCAGCAGCACCAGUGGCUACAGAGCUGGCAGCGGCAGCAGCAGCAGAGGCAGCAGUGGCUACUCAGGUGGCAGCAGGGGGGGCAGGGGCAGCAGUGGGGACUACCAGAGCGGCAGCAGUGGGGGCUACCAGAGUGGCAGCAGGGGGGGCAGGGGCAGCAGUGGGGACUACCAGAGCGGCAGCAGUGGGGGCUACCAGAGUGGCAACAGGCUUGGCAGUGGAGGCAGCAGCCCUGUGAGCCAGAGUGGACUAGGCUCCAGCUCUGGCGGCAUCCAGACCUCUGGAGGAAGUAGCUAUAAGUCUGGCAGUGGAGGCAGCACCAGUGUCCGCUUCUCCCAGACCACCAGCUCCAGCCAGCACUGCUCCAAGUGA